This is a messenger RNA of Sphenostylis stenocarpa, 1218 nucleotides long. NCBI's taxonomy places the organism in Eukaryota, Viridiplantae, Streptophyta, Magnoliopsida, Fabales, Fabaceae. The record is from the annotation of a GenBank genome assembly.
AUGGUCUUGCUCUCUUGCAGCUUGAUAGGUGCAUCGCGUGGCCAUGAGACUCGCCGUAGCUUACUCCUUCCGAUUCUAAAUAAGGGUCCUGAGAUUUUUGACGUGACAAAAUAUGGUGCUGUGGCAGAUGACAAGAAAGACAAUGUUGUUGCAUUUAGGGCAGCAUGGGGAGCGGCAUGCAAGAACAGUACUACUCAAGCAAAGGUUUUGAUCCCAGAGGGAACUUAUCGUAUUGCCCAAACAUUGUUUGCGGGGCCAUGUAGCAGCCCAAAGCCUAUAACCAUUGAAAUUAUGGGAACUAUUAAAGCCAACACAGAUCCAUCUGAGUACGCGAGUCCAGAAUGGUUCGCGUUCGAGAACAUUGAUGGCCUUGUGUUGACUGGGAAAGGGGUUUUUGAUGGCCAAGGACCUGCUAUGUGGCCAUUUAACGACUGCAGGACAGUCAAACAAACUUGUUCACCCCUCCCUUCUUCUCUGAAAUUCUACAAGGUGAACAACUCGAUAGUGACAGGCAUCACUUCGUUGAACAGCAUGCAGUUCCACUUGCACGUUCACGGGUGUAACAAUGUUUCACUAUUUGACCUCAACAUAACAGCACCAGGAAACAGUCCCAACACAGACGGCAUCCACGUAAGCUCCAGCGACAGCAUCAAGAUCUUCAGCAACGUCAUCGGAACCGGCGAUGACUGCAUUUCCAUCGGACACAGCUCCACCAACCUUGCUGUCCAUAACAUCACCUGCGGCCCCGGUCACGGCAUCAGUAUCGGAAGCCUUGGAAAGAGGCCAGAGGAGGGAAGUGUGGACGGCGUCACCGUUACCAAUUGCACGUUUGUGAACACCACCAACGGUGCCAGAAUCAAAACCUGGAUCGGGACGGUGGCAGCGGAAGUUAGGAACGUUACCUAUGAAGGCCUCAUCAUGUACGGUGUCCAGAAUCCCAUUGUGAUUGACCAGAGUUAUGGUUCCAGAGUGGCCAGAGCGCCAUCAAGUUCGGUGUGGAAGAUCAGUGAUGUUCAUUUCCGCAAGAUAAAAGGAACUACAAUAUCAAGCAUUGCAGUGUCUCUGGAAUGCAGCACCCGGAACCCCUGCGAGGGUGUUGAGGUAGCCGAUGUAGAUUUGGCUUAUGCUGGACGUACACUGAUCAAUACAACUUUCCUAACCGCGUGUUCAAAUGCAAAAGCUAUUUUUGGAGGGAUACUGAAUCCACCACCUUGUUAG